Zootoca vivipara (common lizard) is the source of this 5218-nucleotide messenger RNA. RefSeq names its product formimidoyltransferase cyclodeaminase (gene FTCD). Gene Ontology annotation, molecular function: transferase activity; folic acid binding. Lineage: Eukaryota; Metazoa; Chordata; Lepidosauria; Squamata; Lacertidae. The record is from RefSeq and is a predicted model, not a curated record.
UCAUUCAGGUAUGAGGUUUUAGAACAGUGCCCACCUUGUUCGAUGCAUGAAAGCAAAAUUAGCAGCAAUUUUCAUGCAGUUUUUAUAACUGGGGGGUGAAUUCUUGUGAGAAUAGUUUGACUGUUUUCGAGGUAGCAUUUUACUUUAAGGGACACUGUGCUGCUGUGGGACGAUGGCCAAUGAUGAAGACAGGCUUCAAAAGCAGAGAGGACAGUCCAAAGUGCCAUGGAGUGCUGUUUGGAAUAGUUAAUGAGAAAUCCCGGAGGUAGAGGAAGGCCAUUGGCUUUAAGCCAGAGAGUUUCCAGAUCCCAUAGUUCCAUUUUGUCACCCAGAGCAGAAGAGGGGGAAAUCAUCCCAGGACUCCCCACAACUCUAUGAAAGAAAGCAUAAACGGAGCAAUGUCAAAAUUAGUGGAGUGUGUCCCCAAUUUUUCUGAAGGCAACAACAAAGAGGUGAUAGAUGAGAUUGCCAAGGCCAUCUCUCAGACCGAGGGCUGCAUGCUCCUGGAUGUGGAUGCAGGCGCUUCCACCAAUCGGACCGUGUACACCUUCGUAGGAAGUCCUGAAGAUAUAAUUGAAGGUGCACUGAAUGCGGCCAGAACAGCUUUUCAACAUAUCGACAUGGCAAAACAUAAAGGACUGCCUUCCUCUCCUAGGUGAACAUCCUCGGAUGGGAGCCCUGGAUGUGUGCCCCUUCAUCCCAGUGAGGAAUGUUACUAUGGAAGAAUGUGUCCACUGUGCUAAUCUGUUUGGGAAGCGAUUAGCAGGUGAACUGCAUGUGCCUGUGUAUCUCUAUGGCAAAGCAGCUCUGAAGGAGAGCAGAAUAUCCUUGCCAGCCAUCCGAGCAGGAGAAUAUGAAGCCCUCCCUGAGAAACUAAAAAACCCAGAAUGGGCUCCUGAUUUUGGCUCUGCAACCUUUGUUCCAAGAUGGGGAGCCACAGUAACAGGCGCACGGACAUUCCUCAUAGCCUACAACAUCAAUUUGCUGUGUACAAAGGAGCUGGCACACCGGAUAGCACUGAACAUUCGGGAGCAAGGCCGCGGAAAGGACCAGCCUGGGCGAUUGAAGCAGGUGCAAGGCAUGGGCUGGUACUUGGACGAGGAAAAUAUUGCUCAGGUUUCUGCAAAUUUGCUGGACUUUGAGACCACGCCCCUUCACACCGUCUAUGAGGAGGUCUGCAAGGAUGCCCAGGAUCUGAAUCUGCCAGUGGUGGGAUCUCAGCUGGUGGGUCUGGUCCCCAAAAAGGCCAUGCUGGAUGCAGCAGAAUAUUAUAUUAACAAAGAAAAUCUAUUCAUCCUUGAGGAGGAUCAUAAAAUCAGACUGGUAAUCAACCGACUGGGGCUGGGCUCUUUGUCUCCUUUCAAUCCCAAGGAGCGCAUCAUUGAGGAUAUGGUGCAGGAUGGCAAAGAGAGCGGCUGCCUGAUGUCCUUGCCUCUUCACACUUUUGUGCAGAAAGUUGGUGCCAGGUCAGCUGCUCCUGGAGGAGGAUCAGUAUCAGCAGCGAUGUCUUCUUUGGGGGCAGCGCUGGGCUGCAUGGUGGGGCUGAUGACCUAUGGGAAGCGUCAGUUUGAGGAUCUGGACCCAGUCAUGAGGCGGCUGGUUCCUCCAUUCCAUCAGGCAAUGAAGGAGCUUCUAGGCCUGGUGGACACAGACUCACUGGCUUUCAGCAGCUACAUGGAUGCUAUGAAGCUCCCUAAGAACACACCUGAGGAGAAAGAAAGGCGGACAGCAGCCAUGCAGCUGGGCCUGAAAAGUGCAGUUGCUGUUCCCUUUUCACUGGCAGAAAAAGUUCAUUCUUUGUGGCCCCUUUUAAAAGAAAUGGCUCAGCAAGGAAAUAUAGCCUGCAAAUCAGAUAUACAGGUGGCAGCUAAAGCUUUAGAAGCUGGUGUGUUUGGUGCCUAUUUCAAUGUUGUCACCAACCUGAAAGAUAUAACAGAUGAAGGCUUUAAGCAAGAGGUGCAAGGGAAACUUUCCCACUUUUUAGAGGAAGCCAAGAAAAGUACUGCAUUUGUGCUACAUCAGCUGGAGAAGCGGACAAUGUGAAUGAUUCUUCAUAUCAGGACCUACUUAUCUAUGGAUGUAUAAGAACCAAUUGUAGUCUUGCCAAGUUGUAUGUAGUGCUUGUGAUUUCUGUUCUACAGCUGCAAAUGCAGAGUUCCAUGUGCCCCAAUUCUAGUCUUGCACAUUGCUUCCUUGGUGGCAGCCGGGGGGGGGGGGGGGCUUGUUGUUCUUGUUCACCCCCCUUGAACCAAAGUAGCCCCAUCCAGACUACUAGGAUAACAGGAGGAUGCAUUAUUCUGUGACUCACAAAAUAUUUUUGAUAACUUUCUGUAGAAAGUUUGAGAUCUAGAAGAGGGAAGGAUGCUAUAGCUCAGUUGCUUUCGAUAGUGUUCAUAAUGAAGUUCAGCUUGCUGUUGUGAGGACCAGCACCAAAGUCUCCAGCCCUGGCUUCUGGUUGCCUUAAUGGCAAAGCUCCCACGAAAGUGGAGACUGUUAGCGAAGAUAAACAAGUAUGAUUUGAAGGUAAUUGUCCUUGCAAGCUCCCCCCUCAGGGCCCGGGGGGGGGGAUCGUCUCGGUACCUGGCUUUCGCUCCAACAUGGAUGUGAGAGUUAGGGACACACCAAGUGCAAAACCACUUUGCCUCUCGGUAAUCCCCCAAUGCCACCAUUAAGAGCAGUGAUUAUUCUGUACAUUAAGAGAUUAAUUAGAAUUAAUGCACAGACGCAUGCUAGUACUGUAAUGUUGGGACAAGAUUAAGGACUGCCAAAUCGAAACAGCUACAAGGUCGUACAGAUUUAAAUUGGAAAGAUGACUUCAUUCAAGCAACAUGAUGGUAUGUGUUGGGGGGGGGGAGCCAAUCACUUCAUUAUAAAUCCUUUGUUACAUAACCCCCCCUUCUUCACUAAAGCAAGUGAAGAAAGGAGAUGGAAGUACAGAUAUAGAUUAUAAUUGUAAAUGGAACUGUGUGAGGAAAAUAUUAACAUUUGGAAUAAUUAUAAAAGGGUUUGGAGCCUCUGCAGAAAAUUACUUGCCCCCUGAUUGAGGGGACGAGGGACUGAAUUUCGAAGACUUGUCAGGGCUCUGGUGGGACACCAGAUCAUUCUUCUACAAAUAAUUAUAAUUAAUUGUUUUGAAUGGAUGUGGAGGGGAGAACUUGGAGGCCUGCCAGGGCUUGGGCAGAACAUUUUACAGCUGCAUCAGAAGAGUUGAGAACAGAGAGAGAGAUCUCUCCAGAGUACCUUUGAGUCAACAGAGCCGCAAGGCACAAAGGAGAUCAGGAAUAACUAAUAUGAACCUAAUAUUUGAUAAAGAAUGAUCAAAUACUGAUGGAAAUUAAAACCUCACACAGGAAGAAAAAGGGGUAACUUCACUUGCGAAUAUACAAAUUACUAUAUGUGUUAAUGCAAAUUGAAGUUAAUUAUUGUAGCUGUGGUAUAAGGGAGUGGAUUGUAUUUGGUCUGAGCAACAGUCUGGAGGCAGAAUUAAGACCCUGAAGUGCAGCACGUGGGAAGCCACACAAUAUUACAAUUUGGCUAUGUAAUUGAUUUGUAUUUGAAUUGGUAUUGCUCUUUGGUAUUAAUAUAAUAUGGUGCAUAUUGGAUUUUUGUAAUUGAAAUUUAAUAAAAAUGAUUUAACAAAGUCUCCAGCCCUGGGGUGUAAUUUGAAUGGCAGACACAUCUAAGAUGCCUUUCUGUAAAGUGGGAAUAAAUACUUGUAAAUUGCUCUGUGUUCUAGUAAAUGCUUGUUAUAUAAAAUACCGUGUUUCUCAUAUUAUAAGACAUGUCUUAUAUUUAUUUUUUCCUCAAAAAAACACACUAUGUCUUAUUUUCAAGGGAUGUCUUAUUUUUUUCCUCCUCCUGCUGCUGCGGCCAGCAUUGCUGCUGCGCCUAUCACUAUGUCUUAUUUUCGGGGUAUGGCUUAUAUUCCUUGAAUGCUUAAAAAUCCUGCUAUGGCUUAUUUUAUGGGUAUGUCUUAAAAUAUGAGAAACAGGGUAUGUCCAAUGUAUCAGUCAGAGCCCAACUUUGUUGCAUUGUGCUUGCUCUAACUCAGAAGUCUGUAGUAUCUCUGUGUUGUAUUGAUCAGUAACGAUUGGCUUUGCCCGGAUUUAUUCACAAUGAUUUCCCUUCACAAUAAAGCUAUAAAGAACUGUGUUAUAUGCCGUCAUAUGAGUCAUUAAUAGAUCCAGCUAGCACAGAAGGGGACGACAGAGGACGAGAUGGCUGGACAGUGUUCUUGAAGCUACGAACGUGAGUUUGACCAAACUGUGGGAGGCAGUGGAAGACAGGAGUGCCUGGCGUGCUCUGGUCCAUGGGGUCACGAAGAGUCGGACACGACUAAACAACAACAAAAGCACACUGAUUUCUGAGCUCUGAAAGGUUGCAAGCAGGACUUUCUUUCAGCUGGAACCUCUCAGGUGGGAGACAUUGCCAUUCUGAAAGAACAAGGGAGGCGUCCAGGCUAUUGACAUAGCCCUGCCAGAACAGGGUUGGAAGCCUUGGGUGAGAGAGAGAAGAGAAGAGAAGACAGGUGGGGACAGGACAGGACUCUUCUAGCAACUAAACAGUCUGACUUCAUUGCAGGUCGAGACCUUCUCUUCUGACAUGUGGAACCCCAAUUCAGGAAUGCCAGGUGGGAUGCCGCCACCGCAGCCUUACCCUCCUGCUCCUGGACCAUACCCUGGGCCAUACUCUGGACCAGGCAUGCAGCCCUGCCCACCCCCAGGGUACCCUGGCCAGCCGCCUCCCCCCUCUGGAUUCCCUGGGCCCUGUGCGCCCCCUCCUCAUGGACCGCCCCACCACGGACACCAUCCUCCACCUGGAAUGCUCCCUGGAGGCUGCCCUCCCCCACCGCCUGGUUGCCAUCCUCCUGGAAGUCACCAUGGGCAUCACAAAAAGCAAAAGCACCACAAGCAUGGGCAUGGGCACCACGGCAAAAAGCACCAUGGCAGUUCUAGCAGCAGCAGCUCUGAUUCAGACUGAGGAAGGUGCCUGUUCCAGCUGCACGCCUGCAAUCGAGACCUGUUCUGACAUUCCACCAUUGUCUUUCCCAUGGUCCAGUAAUCAUGUAAUACUUUGGUCAGUUUGUAGCAAUUCAAAAAGAAAUGUUUAAAAAGCCAUGUGAUAUCAAGUUUCCUUUCCAUUUUCCAUAUCCAUUCCUGUAUCCAUUCCUAUCCGUUUCCAUCUUACCCCUGAAAUAAAGGCAUAAUUUAGAUACCCA